AUGGAUCCGACCCGCAACAGCCGCGGGGUGCACUUCAAGCCAUCCAGCGAGCAGCUCCACCCAAAAACCCACCCCGCCCACGCCCACCCGCAGGCCGAGCACAUCCAGCCAUGGACCCAGCGCCACGGCCUGCUCACCCGCCUGCUCGCCGCCCUCCCGCCCAGCACGCACGCCCUCGCCGCCUACCAGCACCGCAAGCCGCCCGCCAUCCACUCCGACGACGCCCUCGCCCUCAGCCCCCACCUCGGAUAUCUGCUCGAACGCGCACAGAGAACCCACGCCCCCGCCGCCGCCGAGCAGCGGCUGCUCCAACGCACGCGGCAAGCCCAGAUCGACCCCGCCAAGGACUUCGUCCUCCUCCGCAAGAUCUCCGACGGACAGUCGGGCGCCGUCCAUCUCGUCAGGACUAGGCUGUCCAGCCUCGAGAGCCUCAACCAGACGAACCUCUACAUCCUCAAGACCGUCUCCAAGCGCGUCUCCCGCAGGAUCCAGCAGUACAGCUCGAUCGAAACCGAGCUCUCGAUCCUCCUCCUCUCGCGCGCCUCGGGCGCCGCCGGGGCGAUCAAGCGGCUGCCCGAGCUGCAGCUGUCUUUCCAAACAGAGACCGAGCUGCAUCUGGUGCUGGAGUACAGUGCGAGCGGGUCGCUAGCGGACCAUGUGGCGCGGCUGGCGGGGCGGCCGAUCGGCGAGGGCCAGCUGCAGGCGUGGGCGAUCGACGUGCUUGCGGCGCUCGACUGGCUCCACACCGCCCACCGCUUCUGCCACCGGGACGUCAAGCCCAGCAACCUGCUCAUCAACCACCCCGACGGCCACAUCCUCCUCUCCGACUUCGCCACCGCCGCGCCCCUCGUCCGCAACCCCCUCUCCGCCCUCCUCCACGUCCCGCCCGCCCACCGCGUCGUCAUCGUCGGCACCUGCGACUACAUCGCCCCCGAGGUCCUCCAGGCCCAUCUCUCCCAGACCAUCGCCACCCUGUCCCACUCCGCGGCCACCACCGCCCUCGGCCCGGCCCACCCGGACGGCCAUCCUGACGCAGACGCCGGCGCGUCCUACGGCCCCGAAAUCGACCUGUGGAGCUUCGGCGUCUCCCUCUUCGAACUAGUGUACAGCCGGCUGCCGUUCUUCUGUCCGUCGAUCAACGACACGUACGCCAAGAUCGUCGCCCACCAAUCGUAUUUGCAGGUCCCGGCGGUCCGGGACGGGUGGAGCCCUGGCAUGGGGCCGGGGCUGCCGGAGCUGGCCGCGGCCGCCGACGGCCCAACGCCAGUGUCCCCCGGCCUCCAGAGCUUCCUGAAGGCGCUGCUUUGUCGGCGGGAAGAGCGGCUCGGAUGCGGGCCUGAUGGCCUGGCUGCGCUCCAGAGACACGCCUGGUUCGGAGGCGUGGAGUGGGCCGACGUCCAGCGCCAACCGGUGCCGGGCCACGUCCGCGCGGCGACCGAGAUCCAUCGGGUGGGCGACAGCGUGUGUCUCGACGCCGACCCGGGCGCCGCAGACGAGCCGCGGUUCGACUUCUCGGCCUUCUUCGGCUCCUCGCCCGGCGCCUCCGUCGACCCCUCCGACUCCUCCUCGUCCGACGACGACGCCAGCAGCGACGAAGAGGCGGAGGAGGUCGCGGGGUUCACGUAUCUGCCGCGGGACCCGGACGCGUUCAACCAUGCACACGACGCCGGCGGGCCGUCGAGCCGGCAGAAGCUGAAGUCGAGCAUCAAGCGCAGCGCCAGCGGGGCCCGGGACGACCGGUUCUCGACGCCCAUCAAGCCGCCCUGGCCGCACAGCUCGACCCCCCUGGACCCCCCGCCGCCCGCCACCGCCGCCCGCUCCGUCAGACUGCUCACAAGGCCCGACGGCAGCGCCGUCCCGCUCAGCCACAUCGACCAGCUCAUCCUGCUCAACCGGCUCGUCCGCUCCACCGCCAAGAAGGCCGCUCCCAUCCCGCCCCUCCGACGCCCCCACUCCCUCGCCCCCUUCGCCCACCCCCCUCGCUCAUCUGACGCCCCCCCGCCCGCCCCGCUCGACGCCAAUGUCCGCGGCCUCCAGACCAGAAUCGCCGCGCUCAGGCACUCUAUCGACGCUCUUGUUCGCCACGCUGAUGCCCUCAUCCUCCACGCGCUGCCGCCGCCUGGGGAGGAGGGCCGCCCGUCGUCCCCAUAG
Puccinia triticina is the source of this 2151-nucleotide messenger RNA. RefSeq lists its product as uncharacterized. The coding region runs from base 1 to 2151 and encodes 716 amino acids. The record is from RefSeq and is a predicted model, not a curated record. Gene Ontology annotation, biological process: protein phosphorylation. Gene Ontology annotation, molecular function: protein kinase activity; ATP binding. Lineage: Eukaryota; Fungi; Basidiomycota; Pucciniomycetes; Pucciniales; Pucciniaceae. The transcript has 8 exons.